This is a messenger RNA of Danaus chrysippus (African queen), 537 nucleotides long. The record is from the annotation of a GenBank genome assembly. Lineage: Eukaryota; Metazoa; Arthropoda; Insecta; Lepidoptera; Nymphalidae.
AUGACUCUCCCAGAUCAGAGUAAUUUAGUAAGAUGGGUUAAAAGUACCAAAAAAACUUGCUAUAUCUGUGGAAAGGCAGUUGGAACUGCUAAGCAUCUGCUGGUAGGAUGUAAGGUACUCCUGGACAGCGGUCAAUACUCGCGUCGUCACAAUAGGGUUCUAGAAGUCAUACGUGAGGUGGUUAGUCUUUCGGUAGCCAGAGCGAAAAAGGAAAUAACCACAAACGAACGAUCAGUAGGUUUUGUGAGAGAAGGCACUAGGGCUACAAAAUCAAACGUCAAGCCUUACUCCAUCCUUAAAGCGGCGUCGGAUUGGGCUAUAAUGAUGGACACAUUUGUACGCGGUAGAGGUGGGACCGAGAGGUAUAAAGCGAAAUCUCUCUACAACGUACUAAAGGACUUGGGCUUGUCCAGAACUCACAUUAAUGCACUCUUGGAACGUACGUCGAAGGCAGCCCAAGUAGGUUCUUUUCAAAUUUGGUUAGGUAGGGAGAGGAGCUUGGACAGUGGAGGUGAGCGUAUAACGCGCGUUAGUUAA